Lasiosphaeria miniovina is the source of this 1357-nucleotide messenger RNA. RefSeq lists its product as uncharacterized. The coding region runs from base 234 to 1277 and encodes 347 amino acids. The transcript is spliced from 2 exons. Gene Ontology annotation, cellular component: trans-Golgi network; membrane. Gene Ontology annotation, biological process: endoplasmic reticulum to Golgi vesicle-mediated transport. The record is from RefSeq and is a predicted model, not a curated record. NCBI's taxonomy places the organism in Eukaryota, Fungi, Ascomycota, Sordariomycetes, Sordariales, Lasiosphaeriaceae.
CCUUGCGCCCUUGAGGAAACCGUGGACCUUAUUAGCUUGUGAGCCCUUGGACAGUCGAUCCAACCCAUCACCACUAUCUCCACUCCACUACAAGCAGAGGGCGGCCGCACCGCCCAGACACCCGAAUCGACAAGCAAUUCCAUCUUCUUUUUUCUGUUCCAAUCUCUUGCUCUUGUCGGGCGACUGCGUGGACAGACGACCCACUGACAAACAAAGCUACCGAGACCUCGACCAUGGCUUCACACGGCCGCCGAGACUACCAGAACCCCUUACUCGAAAACGACGAUGACGAUGACUUGAUAGACCCCGACGAUGGUAAAGGCCCCUGCCAUCUCAACGACUUUUGGUGCAUUGCAUUGCAUUGCAUGGGGCUACUCAGAUUACUAACAACCUGCACGAGGGGGACAGCCGACAUCAACGACUUUGACGAUCCUCUGCAACAGCAACAGCACCCGCACCACCAGCCGUCAUCCUCGUCGCGCGGCGCCCCGCCCCUGACGGGCAACAUCGGCAGCAGCGGCGGCGGCAGCAGCAAUGCGCAGUCGGCAUGGACGUCGCGGAUCCCGGGCGAGGACCGGCGCGCGCCGACCAACACGAUCGAUGAGACGGUGUGGGAGACGCUGCGGCGCGACCUGCUGGCCGUGUGGUCCAAGAUGCGCGAGGUGUUGUACCCGCGCUACCUGUUUGGCGGCACCAUGUUUGACGGCGGGGUCCAAGAUGGUGGCGGCCUGCGCGGCGCUUAUGCUAGCCUGCGCGGCGCGGGGCUCGCGGGCGCGCGCGACGAGCUCGCCGGGCUCGCCGGCCGCGUCAUGGACCCCGAGAGCCUGUUGUCGCACAACAACAUGACGCCCGGCCUGCGCGACUGGGACCUCUGGGGCCCGCUCGUCUUCUGCCUGCUACUGAGCGCCCUGCUCAGCUUCAAGAGCCGUGGCGACCAGAAGGCCAUCGUCUUCAGCGGCGUCUUCGCCAUGGUCUGGAUCGGCGAAGCCGUGGUCACGCUGCAGAUCAAGCUGCUAGGGGGGAAUAUAUCGUUCGCGCAGAGCGUCUGCAUCAUCGGCUACACCCUCUUCCCUCUCGUGCUGGCCGCGACACUGUCGGCCUUCUCGCUGCACUGGAUCGCCAGGAUCCCCAUCUACCUGCUGCUCGUCGGGUGGUCGCUGGCUGCCGGCGUGAGCAUCCUGGGCGGGAGCGGCGUCGUCAAGAACCGCGUCGGCCUGGCCGUCUAUCCCCUUUUCGUCUUUUACUUGGGUCUGGGAUGUCUCUGCUUUAUCAGUUAAGCGCUGCCUGCGAGGCGAGUGUGGCGGGGAAGGGAGUUUUUACUACCAGUUGACAACGAAUGACGGUUUGAAAAAAAAAA